Messenger RNA from Yamadazyma jaroonii, 828 nucleotides. Lineage: Eukaryota; Fungi; Ascomycota; Pichiomycetes; Serinales; Debaryomycetaceae. The record is from the annotation of a GenBank genome assembly.
AUGAUAAAUUCCUGUAACACUAACUUAUCGAAGUCAGGGAAAUUACCUGUUUUAUUGAAUGGUAAAGAUCAAUAUGAAGGUUAUAUAGAAAUAUCACAAUUUAUCUGUGACAACUUUGAUAUUGAUCAUUCAGCUUUCACAUCACCUGAGAGGUUAUCGGCAGCUCACCUGUUAAUAGACCUUACUGUAAUCAAUCUUAUUGAGAACAAACUUCGUCUAAUAAAUCAAUAUAACUUGUACAUAGUUACCACAAAUUAUGAAAAUGUUACUAGGAAGCUUUUCAAGAAUUAUUUACCCUUUCCUAUGAUGUAUAACCAACCUUUGAAGUUUUAUAAUAUAGCUCAAGAAGAAGUAAAAUUGAUAGGGAUCGGGAAACCAAAAGGCUUCCUAGGUUUUGGGACUGGUGAUAAUGAUGAUGAUUUAGAUAAGACUGUUCCUUUGAGUAAACUACAUGAACAACAAUUGUUAUCCAAAAACAAGGAGAAACUUUCCAUUAGAGAAUCAAAAAAUCUAUUCAGAGCUUGCAGUUUAUUGGACAAUAUCCUCAGAGACAUCAUCGAGAUUUAUAAGGUAAAUCAAUUAGGGUUAACCAGAUCGAAUAUCCUUUUAUUAGCUUAUAUUCAUACAUUAAGUUCUGAUUUACCUGACAAAUCUUUAUUAUCAAUCAUACAAAAUCAUGAGGAGUUCUAUCAACAAUGUCUGGAUCACAUAAAAUCAUUCAAUGAUCAAUUAAAACCUAUCAAGCCUUGUAAUUCCUCACAAUCACCAAAUCUUCUCAAUGAGAUUCACUAUAAAUUGUCUCAAAUUUCGGCCUCGUUGAAUUUUUGA